AUGCCUUUUGGACGGUCCGAUUCCUUCACGGAGGGCAGCAUAAAUAACAAUAACACCUACAGUCCCGGCAAAGGCGUGCAGAAUAAAAUGGACGGCGUCACCACCACUUCCGCCAGAAAUGGGUCGCAAAGCCCACCAACGUCAUCGUCGCAUCACGGCCUGGUCGAUGACAGUCCCGACCAGCGGAGCCUGGAGCUGAUGAAUGCGAUGACGCCAAGCGUGGGCACGCCUCGUUUUGGGCAGAACGGCAUUGUCAACAUGGGCGACUGGAACUUGUCCCCCACCAGCCUUUCAAUUCCGCUAAAUUGCGCCACCCCACCGCCCGCGGCAAGGUUAGGACGCACCACGUCGGCGCUUUCUUCGUCGUUGCAGCGGUAUUGCCAUGAUCCGUACUCGCUGAGUGGGUCCCAGCGUCUCAGUCCGCAGUCGAAUCCUAUGAGCCACGCCGCGUCGCCGCCGGAGUGUGCCAUUCCAUCACUCUCGCUUAGCCACCUUCACGACGAUGUGACGGGGCCGCUGCCCAUCGUGACAGUUAUGGCGGCUGUGCCAAAGGAGCGAAACGAGACCCGUGGACGGCGCAAGGGGCGCAACGGCGACCACUCGCGCAACAGCAAGGUGCUGGCCGACGUCCCACCCCCGCGGGUCAUGCGGUACCUGCCGCCGCCGCCUCCAGGCAUAGACAACGUCACCUCCCGCAUACUCUCGCUGGAGGAUCUACACCCCAUCGCAAAGCGGUGGUACGACCGAACGAUUGCGGCUGAGGCUAGCUACAGUCAGCGUCUUUCUGCCUCUGUUUGGCUGCCACCGUUUGUGCCAAUGACGCAGCAGCGACCCCUUAUUGCGACAGGGCAUGCGCUUUUGUGCCCACGUGUAGAACAUUACCAGAACAGCUUUUGGCAGUGGCUGGCCGACGCAGAGCGGUGGUGGGAGAGCGCCGUGCGUCCACACACGGGGAUUUCGCUACCCCUGCCACCUCCAUACCUCUUUGGUGCAUGA
Trypanosoma conorhini is the source of this 996-nucleotide messenger RNA. RefSeq lists its product as uncharacterized. Lineage: Eukaryota; Euglenozoa; Kinetoplastea; Trypanosomatida; Trypanosomatidae. The coding region runs from base 1 to 996 and encodes 331 amino acids. The record is from RefSeq and is a predicted model, not a curated record. The transcript has a single exon.